GCAGAAUCAAUUAAUCCCAGAUUACGUCGGCCAUACUUUCAUGCUACAGUGUCGUUUCAGCGACUUCUGCGAAGCCUUAAACGGUAUGUCUUCAGACGUUUGGAUUACGCACUAGAUAUCGACAGAGAGUCCUUUGUCAAUAGGACAAACUCUCAGCUCCUCUAAUGGAGUUUAUGAACUGGGCUUCUUCAGUCCUAAUAACUCUCAGAAUCAGUACGUGGGAAUCUGGUUCAAGGAUAUCACUCCCCGGACGGUUGUGUGGGUGGCCAACAGAGAAAGCCCUGUCACAGACCCCACGGCAAGACUCACCAUCAGCAGAAAUGGAAGCCUUCUCUUACUUAAUGGGAAACAUGGCGCUGUGUGGUCCAUUGGAGAGACUUUCGCAUCCAACGGGUCUCGUGCAGAGCUUUUAGACACUGGAAAUCUUAUCGUCAAAGACAAUGUCUCGGGAAGGAUUGUGUGGGAAAGCUUUGAGCAUCCUGGUGACACUAUGCUACCGUACUCAAGCAUGACGUAUAACCUCGACGCUAGUAAGAAGCGUGUGUUGACUUGUUGGAGAAGUUACACUGAUCCAUCGCCUGGCGACUUUGUGCUUCAGAUUACACCUCAAGUGCCAUCACAGGCGGUUACUAUGAGAGGCUCGACGCCUUACUGGAGAAGCGGUCCAUGGGCUAAAACAAGGUUCACUGGGAUACCGCAGAUGGAUGAAACGUAUACAAGUCCAUUCAGCCUUGAGCAGGACGCAAACGGGUCAGUGUCCUUCAAUUACUUACGCGAAAACUUCAAACGUGCACGGAUAAUGAUAACAUCAGAGGGAUCAGCGAACAGCUAUCAUCAUAGUGGGACAGAUUGGGAAGUAAUCACUAAGGCUCCAGCCAAUUCAUGCGAUUUCUACGGUGUAUGUGGACCUUUUGGACUGUGUGUUGUGUCAGCAUCUCCAAAAUGUAAAUGCUUCAAAGGGUUUGUGCCAAGAGACUUUGAAAAGUGGAAAAGAGGAAACUGGACUGAUGGUUGUGUGAGGCAUACGGAAUUGCUAUGUCAGGGAGACUCUACUAGUGAAGAUGCAAACGUCUUCCAUGCAGUUGCCAACAUAAAGCCUCCAGACUUUUAUGAAUUUGUGGCAAGUUCUGGAAACGCUGAAGAUUGCUACCGAGGCUGCCUCCAAAAUUGUUCUUGCUUGGCCUUUGCUUAUAUCCGCGGAAUAGGGUGCUUAAUCUGGAAUCAGGAGCUAAUGGAUGUAAUGCAGUUUACUAAAGGAGGAGAGAUUCUUUCCAUUCGUCUUGCACGCUCUGAACUAGAUGGUAAUGAGCGCAACAAGACCAUUGCUGCUAGCGUUGCGAGCCUUUCUCUUCUUGUGAUAUUGGUUUCGGCUGCGUUUGGUGUCUGGAGAUACAGAGUGAAACAUAACGCUAAUAUAUCAAAGAAUGCUUCAAAACUUGCAUGGAGAAAUGAUAUGGAACCACAAGAUGUCUCAGGUUUAUACUUCUUUGAUAUGCAUACAAUUCAAACUGCCACCAAUAAUUUCAGCCUCUCAAAUAAACUCGGACAAGGUGGAUUUGGCUCAGUUUACAAGGGAAAGCUGCAAGAUGGGAAAGAAAUUGCUGUAAAACGGCUUUCUAGCAGCUCGGGGCAGGGCAAAGAGGAGUUCACCAAUGAAAUAGUACUCAUCUCAAAACUACAACACAAAAACUUAGUUCGGAUUUUGGGAUGUUGCAUUGAAGGAGAAGAGAGGCUAUUAGUUUAUGAGUUCAUGUUAAACAAAAGCCUUGAUACCUUUCUCUUUGAUACAACAAAAAGACUUGAGCUUGAUUGGCCAAAGAGAUUGAAUAUCAUUCAAGGCAUUGCGCGUGGGCUUCUCUAUCUCCACCGUGACUCACACCUCAAGGUCAUUCACCGAGAUCUGAAGGUUAGCAAUAUUCUUCUAGAUGAGAAAAUGAACCCAAAAAUAUCAGAUUUCGGAUUGGCUCGGAUGUAUCAAGGAACUGAAUAUCAGGACAAGACUCGCAGGGUUGUAGGAACUCUAGGAUAUAUGUCUCCUGAGUAUGCAUGGACUGGGAUGUUCUCUGAGAAAUGUGACACUUACAGCUUCGGAGUUCUACUUUUAGAAAUCAUCAGCGGGGAGAAGAUCUCAAGAUUCAGCUAUGGGAAAGAAGAGAAAACACUUCUUGCAUAUGCGUGGGAAUCUUGGUCUGAAAAUGGAGGAGUUGGUCUUUUGCAUCAAGAUCUUGCUGAUUCAUGUCACCAAUCUGAAGUUGGAAGGUGUGUUCAGAUUGGCUUGCUUUGUGUUCAACACCAACCUGCAGACAGACCCAACACACUUGAGUUGCUGUCUAUGCUCACCACAAAAUCAGAUCUUCCUUCGCCAAAACAACCCACAUUUGUAGUGCACACGAGAGUUGAAGAAUCCCAGGGUUUGAUCACCGUCAAUGAGAUUACACAAUCUGUGAUCGAAGGGCGCUAA
Microthlaspi erraticum is the source of this 2461-nucleotide messenger RNA. The record is from the annotation of a GenBank genome assembly. NCBI's taxonomy places the organism in Eukaryota, Viridiplantae, Streptophyta, Magnoliopsida, Brassicales, Brassicaceae.